Molecule: messenger RNA, 1568 nt
Organism: Eurytemora carolleeae
Lineage: Eukaryota; Metazoa; Arthropoda; Copepoda; Calanoida; Temoridae
Exons: 7
Coding region: 16-1503 (495 amino acids)
Source: RefSeq, a predicted model, not a curated record
AAAGAGAUUUCAACGAUGUUUUGUGUUCAGGUUGCUAAAUCCCUUGAGAAAAGAUAUCUGGAUAUAUGGAUCCGAUCCCUUGAAUGGCAGUGCUUACUGGAGCAGUGGAUUCAGGAUCCAAAAAAGGAUACCCGGUAUCUAUGUGACCUGGUGGAUUCUGAAGAGGAACCUAUGACGAAGAUUCCCCGUCUAGAUCAGCUGAAUAGUACUCCUAAUUUCUCCCCAGCUGCCACCCUGCUCAGGGUAAAGAGACGGAAAAGAUGGAUUCAUUCUCCCCGAGAACUAGAUCAUACCCUGGAGAUACGAGAUCCUGCUGAGAGACGGCAGUCCCCCAGAGCUCGACGGCGGAUAGUCGGAGACCGACGGCGGAGUGAAGACUAUGCCCCAAGCGAGCCGGAGGAACAGUUACCGGAGACUUUAGAGAUGAGGACUUCUGAGACCGAGAGCUCUGAUCCAUCCCCGAGGAGGACGGAGGACGAACAAACUCCAAGGACGGAAGAUGAACGACUGAUGAACAAUUUGGCCUCCGUGUUGUUAAAGCUGGAGGAGCAGGAGCAGAAGGAAUUGGAGAAGAUGUCGAGAGAAUCCGUCCCAGCUCCGCUAACCUACUGGGACACAUCCGAUGAAGAGGCAUUUUCAGACACAGCCUCCAGAGAAAUGCAUCCUGCCUCCGAUACAGUUCUUCAGUCCAAUCUAUCCAUACACGCCUCCAAUCUAAACCUAGGCUUUAGGACCGUAUCUGAGACAAACCUUGAGAAAGAUUUGCCUCCAACAGGAAGAAAAUCAUCUUAUCCUCUGGAUAACCAGAAACCUUUCCUCCACUCUACCCCGACCAGGACCCUAUCCUACUCCGGGGGCGAGGGGAACCUUGAGGUAUUCAGUCUGGACUCUCUGGAGAUAACGGAGCUAGACAGCUUUAGGAGCACUAGACUCAUCCUAGCAGGUUUUGAUGAUUCUCUGGAAGAUGUUUCAUCAAGAGAUGUUUACCAGUCCAGAAGCUCUUCUCAGGAUUUUUCUUUGGAAAAUCUAGCACAUGAAGAGAAUUAUCAUCAAAGAUUAAGCAGUUGUAGCAGCUUAGGCAGGUCAGCUCAGUUUGACCCUGCUAGUAGCUGCUCAGGACAGCUGCUCCGAUCAUCCUCUGGUGGGAGCAGCAGUGUUCCAUCAGGAGCAGUAGAUCAACGGAAAAUUGGAUUAGAACUUGGAAACUUUAACGCCCGGAAAGGAAAGAAAAAGAAUAGAAGACGACUGAUUCCGUCCUUCGGAGACGAAAGUCAGUCUGAUAUUGAGAUGGACUCCAUGUGUAGUGUACUCCUCUGCUCCAGCAGAGACCUGGAGUCCUUACACAAGAACAUUGUCCGAGGGGAAGUUGAUCAGUAUGAUAAGAUGGUUGAGAUCUGCUCUAAGAAUAUAAACCUGCUGUUCAACCUGCAGAAUACAGUGAAGAGAGAGAACUCAUUCAUUUACAAGAAGAAAACAAGAGAAACAAGAAGUAAGAAGAGUUAAUCUUUGGUCGAGAUAAAGCAAGAAUAUGCCCUGAAGAUGGAUAAAUAAACCGAAAAGAGUUUUUG